Puntigrus tetrazona (Sumatra barb) is the source of this 3170-nucleotide messenger RNA. RefSeq names its product methylenetetrahydrofolate reductase (NAD(P)H) (gene mthfr). Gene Ontology annotation, biological process: tetrahydrofolate interconversion. Gene Ontology annotation, cellular component: cytosol. Lineage: Eukaryota; Metazoa; Chordata; Actinopteri; Cypriniformes; Cyprinidae. The transcript is spliced from 12 exons. Gene Ontology annotation, molecular function: FAD binding; methylenetetrahydrofolate reductase [NAD(P)H] activity. The record is from RefSeq and is a predicted model, not a curated record. Bases 130 to 2103 code for a protein of 657 amino acids.
AGCACACCAGCCUCUUUGUCGUCCAUGCUGUCCGCACACGCUGUUUAGCAGAGCUCGGGUACAGCGCCGCCCUGGGACUGCGCUCUCCUCUCUUAACUCCUGGAGGAUUGGGAAAAGGCUGAAGGAAACAUGGUGAACCAAAGAGCAGACACAGGUUGGCAGUCCUCUAAGAGCGACUCCAGCGGGGUCAGUAACAGUGGAGAGAGCUCCAAAGAGAGCUCCAGGUGCUCGACCCCGGUGCUGGACGCUGACCGCACCGACCGGCUGCGGGACAAGAUGAAGAGGCGGAUUGAGUCUGGGGACCGCUGGUUCUCGCUGGAGUUCUUCCCACCUCGCACAGCGUCUGGAGCGGUCAAUCUUAUCUCCAGAUUUGACCGGAUGGGUUCUGGAGGUCCUCUUUUCAUUGAUGUCACUUGGCAUCCGGCUGGAGAUCCGGGCUCGGAUAAAGAAACAUCUUCCAUGAUGAUAGCAAGCACAGCAGUCAAUUACUGUGGCCUGGAGAGCGUCCUGCAUUUGACAUGCUGCAAUCAGACAAAGGAGAAAAUAACAGACCAUUUGAGUAAAGCCAAGCGGCUAGGGCUAAAGAAUAUCAUGGCCUUGAGAGGAGAUCCUAUUGGGGAAGACUGGGUGGAGGAAGAUGGCGGUUUUAACUAUGCUACAGAUCUGGUCAAGCACAUUCGCUGUGAAUUCGAUGAUUACUUCGAUAUCUGCGUUGCAGGUUACCCGACGGGCCACCCAGAGGCGGAGAGCUACGAGGAUGACCUCAGGUACCUGAAGGAGAAAGUAGAUGCUGGUGCGCACUUCAUCGUCACCCAGCUCUUCUUCAGGGCAGAAACCUUCCUCAAAUUUGUCAAAGACUGCCGGGCCAUUGGCAUCACCUGCCCCAUUCUCCCCGGAAUAUUCCCCAUUCAGGGGUAUCACUCACUCCGGCAGCUGGUCAAACUCUCCAAACUGGAAGUGCCAGAGGAGAUCAAGCAGGUGAUUGAACCCAUCAAGGACAACGAUGCUGCCAUUCGCAACUACGGCAUCACGCAGGCGGUGGAGAUGUGUAAGGUUCUUCUGGCCAGCGGAGAGGUCCCUGGCCUGCACUUUUACACACUUAACAGAGAGGUGGCCACCAUGGAAGUUCUCAGACAGCUGGGCUUAUGGGCAGAGGAUCCCCGGCGACCUCUACCCUGGGCCAUCAGCGCUCAUCCGAAGCGCAAGGUAGAAGACGUCAGGCCAAUCUUUUGGGCUUCCCGACCCAAAAGCUACAUCUAUAGAACGCAAGACUGGGAUGACUUUCCCAACGGAAGAUGGGGUAACUCCUCCUCACCAGCCUUUGGCGAGCUGACAGACUACUACCUGUUCUACCUGAAGAGUAAAUCUCCGAAAGAGGCACUCCUGCAGAUGUGGGGUGAGGAACUAAUGAACGAGGAGAGUGUUUAUGAAGUCUUCACCAACUACAUCACCGGCCAAACCAACCGCAGUGGACACAAGGUCAUGUGUCUACCGUGGAACGACGAUCCUCUAGCUCCGGAGACCAACCUGCUGAAGGAUGAGCUGGAGAAGGUGAACCGCAGAGGGGUUCUGACCAUUAACUCUCAACCCAACAUUAACGGCAAACCCUCAUCUGACCCCAUUGUGGGCUGGGGCCCUGCGGGAGGAUAUGUCUUUCAAAAGUCUUACCUGGAGUUUUUCACAUCCAGCGAAAAUGUUACUGCACUUCUGCAAGUGCUGAAGAAAUACGAACCUCGUGUGAACUACCAUAUAGUCAACGUUCAGGGCAGGAACAUUACAAAUGCCCAUGAUAUGCAGCCCAACGCUGUGACGUGGGGCAUAUUCCCUGGCAGAGAGAUCGUUCAGCCCACCGUCGUGGAUCCAGUCAGCUUCAUGUACUGGAAGGACGAGGCUUUUGCGCUGUGGAUUGAACAGUGGGCGAAGCUGUACGAGGACGAGUCGCCAUCGCGCAUGAUCAUUCAGUACAUCCACGACAACUACUUCCUCGUCAACCUGGUGGACAACGAUUUCCCGCUCGACAGCUGCCUGUGGCAGGUGAUCGAAGACAUGUUCGCGCUCCUUGACUCCCCUCGAGAAACUCAGGAUGAGGGAAGUGAAUCUUAGUUUCAAGGAACUCUCAAUGACUGCCCGCGCUGCUAUUGAAACAUCUGGACGCACAUACUGAGUACUUAUAACGACAGUGUUUUUAGUCCGUUAGCUUAAUUCAUCCUUGCUCCCAAUGUACAGGGAAAACAUCUUGACAAAUGUAGCACUACAGAAGAUGAUUCGAGUUGAUCUUUAAAGGGACUUGUGUUUGCAGUUUCGGUCGCCAUUUUCUUAUGUUUUUAUCCUACAUUUUUAACUAUUUAUAGACAGUAUUUUGGAUAUCGCAUAUGUUCGGUAUAUGAUUGUCACUUAUGUAACCAGGUCAAACGUGUGGAGACAAAAUCAAAUACAGUAUUAUUGCUUACUGUAUUUGACUUAUAGGUGAGUUCUAUGAAAACAUGUCACAUGCUACUGUAUGUCAAACAGGUCAUAUUUUCCUCCAAAAUCAAGACAAAAAAGGGAUAUUCUACCCAGAAAUGAAAAUGUUCAUAACUUACAUUUAUCUCCAAAGCCCAAAUUGAGACAUUUUUAUUGUUUUUUUUGUUGAUCGAUUCCAAAAGUACAUAAAGACAUUUUACAAAAAAAGGUGCAAUCCAAGCCUUUGAGGUAUGAUGAACAGAUUUAAUUUUAUUUAUUUACGUUGAUCUAUGCACAUAAACACGUAGGCAAACAUAAGCUCAAACAUGCAUGCAAAAAAUGCAGAAGGAUUUGGAACAACAUGAGGUGACUCAAUGCAGUUCAAUCAUUUUUGGGUGAAUUGUCCUUUUAACGAUUUUGAAACAUUUGCCAUUUUUCCGAGCAUAUUCGAUCUAAAUUCUUGUUACCUUAAUGCACCUCAAUGUUUUAUUUUUGAUGAUUAUUGCUGUAAAAAUAAAUACUACCACGAUAAGUAAAUAAUUCACCAUUGUUUUUUUCAUGUUACAGGAAUGCGAAUUGGAAGUGAGUGUUUUUAUGUGUGUGUGUGUGUGUAGAAAUUUGCCAUUAUGAAUCUAAACGUUUGAAUAUAUAUAUUUUUUCUGAUCAUUUCUGUUCUGCUAGCAAUAGAAAGCUGAAUAAACAUGCGCUCACCCCCUGUGCUAACAUGA